Molecule: messenger RNA, 1636 nt
Organism: Etheostoma cragini (Arkansas darter)
Lineage: Eukaryota; Metazoa; Chordata; Actinopteri; Perciformes; Percidae
Exons: 10
Coding region: 249-1562 (437 amino acids)
Source: RefSeq, a predicted model, not a curated record
GGAAGCGACGCGAAUGACACGCACAUGCACACCCUCUCUCUCUCUCUCUCUCUCUCUCACACACACACACGGAGGAGAGGAGGACAGAGAAGAAGAAGCGAGGAGGAGGAGAAAAAGAAGAGGAGGAGAGGGGAAAGCGCAGAGAAAGAAAGAAAGAAAGAAAGAGAGAGAAAGAAAUCCGGGGAGAAAUGACCGCUGGACGGAUGGAUUUUAUUUUCCCCGAGCUGCACGAGCGUCUGUAAGACAACAUGGGCUGCAUCGGAUCCCGGACCAUCACAGUGGAUGCGGUGCCGGUACAGAAAGAUGGAGAUCAGUUGUCCAUGGAGGACACAACUUCCAUUCUGCCUCGCCUCAAGAUGAAGCCGGCCCAGGCCUAUGGGAUCGGUGCGCUGGCUAAGUCCUCUCUGACAGGUGUGUCAGGCGUGACUCGCUCCAUGAAGGACAAAGUGACCAAGCCCACUGCCAUGGCCCAGGGUCGCGUUGCCCACAUGAUCGAGUGGCAGAGCUGGGGCACACCAUCUGUGGGGCCGAUGGGGACCGUGGGUCAUAACAACCUGCAGAGGGAAAAGGAAAGGAGGCUUGAGAACGACGCUUACAGCGACCUUAGUGAUGGCGAGAAGGAGGCUCGCUUUGCUGCAGGCAUCAUGCAGCAGUUUGCGAUCUCCGAGGCGACUUUGUUCGGCUGGAACUCGAUGGACGGGGAGAGCAUGGGAGCCGGCUCCAACCAGGGCAGCGUUGCUCACCUCAGUGACGUCAACCAGGAGAGCAUCACCAGCAGAGACCAGGUUCUCCACCACUCCUCGGCGGACGUCUGGCCUCACACCUACGUCUCACAGGGUCUGUACUGCCUGUCGUCCACUGACGCCUGGGAUCCAAUCACCAGCCAGCCCUCGGGCAUGGCCUCACCUGCUGCAAGCUCCUACAUCAUGGCUGCCGGUGGCGGCAGUGGAGCACCAGGUACACCCGGUGAGGGGUUCGAGGGGACGGUAGGCGGGUACCUACAGCAGCACCACACUCAUUUCACUCUGCAGCAGCAGAACCAACUCCAACAGCUCCAACAACUUCACCAGUACCAGCAGCAACAGUUCCUGCAGUACCAACAAACCCAGUCACUGGAGCACAGGCUACAUAGUGCCUCCCAUUCCCUCCAAGCCACUCCCAACAGCACCAUCCACAGUCUCGGUCCUCCCACCCAUCCUCGGCUAGCUGACCUUUGGGGAGCUGCGCAGGUCGAGGCACACCACGUGGAGAUCGUCGGGCAGAUGAAUGGACAGAUAGCUGACAUGGUGGGAGGAGUGGUGGAGACAGUCGGAGAGGAGCCAGAGCCCGAGUCUGAAGGCAUCCUUGAUCAGCACGAGGAGGAAGAAGAGCUGACAAAGGUGGAAGAGGUAACAUUAACCUUGGAGCCGGAGCCGUGCUCUUUGACCCCAUCCCCGCUGAGGGAGGAGUUCCCCUCAACCAGAGGCUCAAGCCCAGGACUGCCAGUUCAGAUCUCAGAAUCUGUCAAGGGGAAGAAACCGUUUGAAGUCACGCCCUGCAUCAUCCAAUCCAGAGAGGAGUGAGGCAAAGAGGCGGGGGAGGGCUACAUUGUUAUUGUUGCGACCAACUGCAUCAUAGUGUCAGAAUAAAACUAAAA